AUGCCUGGAGUGAGCAGCAAAAGGAGGCUACAUUUUAGCAAACUGUACAGUUUUUCUUGUUUGAAAUCUCCUUUCAGAGAUGGUCAUUCCCAAAUUGGGCAGAAGGGUUACUCAAGGGUUGUGUACUGCAAUGAUCCGGAUAACCCUGAAGCAGUUCAGUUGAGUUAUGGAGGCAAUUAUGUUUCAACAACCAAGUAUACAGCUUUUAAUUUUAUCCCCAAGUCUUUGUUUGAGCAGUUCAGGAGGGUUGCAAAUAUCUACUUUCUCAUUGUUGCGUGUGUUUCAUUUAGUCCAUUGGCACCUUUUACUGCUCUAAGUAUUGUUGCUCCAUUGGUGGUUGUGAUUGGAGCUACUAUGGCCAAGGAAGCUGUGGAAGAUUGGAGGAGGAGAAAACAGGAUAUAGAAGCAAACAACCGAAAGGUUCAGGUAUAUGGUAGAAAUUAUACAUUUGUGGAGACUAGAUGGGAGAAACUCCGUGUUGGUGAUAUCAUUAAAGUGUAUAAGGAUGAGUACUUUCCUGCUGAUCUUCUUCUGCUUUCAUCAAGCUAUGGUGACGGGGUUUGUUAUGUUGAGACUAUGAAUCUUGAUGGAGAAACUAAUCUAAAACUAAAGCAUGCCUUGGAGGUGACAAUCCAUCUUCAUGAUGAAAAAUCUCUCCAAAAGUUUAGGGCUGUGGUUAAAUGUGAGGAUCCGAAUGAAAAUCUGUACUCAUUUAUUGGAACCUUACAAUAUGAUGGUAAAGACUAUCCUCUUUCCUUGCAGCAGAUCCUGUUAAGAGAUUCUAAGCUGAAAAACACUGAUUAUAUCUAUGGUGUUGUUAUCUUUACUGGCCAUGAUACAAAAGUUAUGCAGAAUUCCGUUGAUCCUCCAUCCAAGAGAAGCAAAAUUGAGAGGAAAAUGGAUAAGAUAAUCUACAUUCUCUUCAGUACCUUGGUUUUGAUAUCCUUUAUUGGUUCUGUCUUUUUUGGUGUUGAGACCAAAAGGGAUAUUAGUGGUGGAAGGUAUAGAAGAUGGUAUCUUCGUCCAGACAAUGCAACGGUGUUCUAUGAUGCUAAUAGGGCAACACUUGCGGCUGUUCUUCAUUUUUUGACAGCCAUUAUGCUGUAUGGAUAUCUAAUUCCGAUAUCACUUUAUGUCUCCAUAGAAAUUGUGAAAGUUCUGCAGAGCAUUUUCAUCAACCAAGACCAAGAAAUGUAUUAUGAAGAAUCAGAUAGGCCAGCUCAUGCACGCACAUCUAAUUUGAAUGAGGAACUUGGUCAGGUAGAUACAAUACUGAGUGACAAAACUGGUACUUUGACAUGUAAUUCAAUGGAGUUUGUCAAAUGUUCAAUAGGGGGCAUUCCAUAUGGUCGUGGUAUGACAGAAGUGGAGAAGGCACUUGCUAAGAGAGGAAAAGGAGGGGAGUCUGAUUUUGAUGGUGGAUCAUCUGAUUUCUCAGGCCAGAAUAAUGAGGCAGUGGACUCUCUGCAUCCAAUUAAGGGCUUUAACUUCAGAGAUGAGCGCAUAGUGAAUGGGCAAUGGGUUAAUGAACCAUAUCCUGAAUACAUACAGAGAUUUUUUCGAGUUUUAGCUAUUUGUCACACAGCUAUUCCAGAUGAAGAUAAAGAGUCAGGAGAAAUUUCCUAUGAAGCAGAGUCACCAGAUGAAGCAGCUUUUGUCAUAGCUGCAAGGGAGCUCGGUUUUGAGUUUUUUGCAAGGACACAAACAAGCAUAUCAUUGCACGAGCUGAAUUAUGAAAGUGGAAAAAAGGUUGACAGAGUGUACCAGCUUCUGCAUGUCUUAGAGUUCAGCAGUUCCCGCAAAAGAAUGUCAGUGAUAGUGAGGAACGAUGAAAAUCAAUUAUUGCUCUUAUGCAAGGGUGCAGACAGCGUAAUGUUUGAAAGACUCUCACAACAUGGAAGACAGUUUGAGGCUGAAACCAGGGAUCAUAUCAAAAGAUAUGCCGAGGCUGGUUUAAGGACCCUGGUAGUCACAUAUCGUGAACUUGAUGAAGAAGAAUAUAAAUUAUGGGACAAGGAGUUUUCAAGGAUCAAAGCUUCUAUAACAGAAGAUCGAGAUACACUGGUGGAUGCAGCUGCUGAUAAGAUGGAAAGAGAUUUGAUACUUCUUGGUGCUACUGCAGUUGAGGAUAGACUGCAAAAGGGGGUUCCUGAGUGUAUUGAAAAGCUUGCGCGGGCAAAAAUCAAAUUAUGGGUAUUGACCGGAGACAAGAUGGAAACUGCAGUCAACAUAGGGUAUGCUUGUAGUUUACUUAGACAAGACAUGAAACAGAUAGUGAUCACUCUUGAUUCCCCAGAUAUCCUAUACUUGGAAAAACAAGGGGACAAGCAGGCUCUAGCAAAGGCUUCUCUUGAAAGCAUUAAGAAGCAAAUUGGAGAAGGAAUAUCGCAAAUCAACUCUGCCAAAGAGAGUUCUGAUACAAAUAAAGGAAGUUCUUCUGGGUUUGGCUUGAUAAUCGAUGGGAAGUCCUUGGAUUAUUCUCUUAACAAGAAUUUGGAAAGGUCCUUCUUUGAGCUGGCCAUUAAUUGUGCUUCUGUCAUAUGUUGCCGAUCUUCACCCAAACAAAAAGCUCGUGUUACAAGAUUGGUAAAAUUGGGAACAGGGAAGACAAUAUUAUCUAUUGGUGAUGGGGCAAAUGAUGUUGGCAUGCUUCAGGAGGCUGAUAUUGGAGUUGGCAUUAGCGGUGUUGAAGGGAUGCAGGCUGUAAUGGCAAGUGAUUUUUCAAUAGCUCAAUUCCGGUUUCUUGAGCGGUUGUUGUUGGUACAUGGCCAUUGGUGUUAUCGGCGUAUAUCAAUGAUGGCAUAUGCUUCUUUCUCUGGUCAAGCUGCUUACAAUGAUUGGUACAUGUCAUUUUACAAUGUCUUCUUCACUUCACUUCCAGUAAUCGCUCUAGGUGUUUUUGAUCAGGAUGUUUCCGCCAAACUUUGCCUAAAGUAUCCCUUUCUAUAUCUAGAGGGAGUAGAAGACAUUCUGUUCAGUUGGCCCCGGAUUCUUGGCUGGAUGUUGAAUGGAGUCCUUAGUUCUUUAGUGAUCUUCUUCUUAACCACUAAUUCUGUCUUGAAUCAAGCCUUCAGAAGAGAUGGUAAGGUGGUUGAUUUUGAAAUACUUGGGGUCACAAUGUAUACAUGUGUGGUGUGGACUGUGAAUUGCCAAAUGGCACUAUCCAUCAACUACUUUACUUGGAUACAACAUUUUUUUAUAUGGGGCAGUAUCGCCUUCUGGUAUGUAUUUGUGUUGAUCUAUGGUUACCUCUCCCCAGAAAUAUCCACAACAGCUUACAGGGUUUUUGUGGAGGCAUGCGCUCCCAGUGGUCUAUAUUGGCUAGUUACCCUUUUGGUUGUUGUGUGUGUGCUUCUACCUUAUUUCUCCUAUAGGUCUUUCCAAAGUCGGUUUCUUCCAAUGUACCAUGAUAUUAUACAGAGAAAACAAGUAGAAGGGAUUGAAAUAGGCUUAUCUGAUGAUGAGUUACCUAAAAAGGUCCAGGGCAAACUAAUACACCUGAGAGAGAGAUUGAAGCAAAGGGAGUUGUGA
Sphenostylis stenocarpa is the source of this 3531-nucleotide messenger RNA. Lineage: Eukaryota; Viridiplantae; Streptophyta; Magnoliopsida; Fabales; Fabaceae. The record is from the annotation of a GenBank genome assembly.